AUGGAGGCAUUUUCAAGUAUGAUUCGUAAAGCGGUCGAUUUGGGUGCUUUGAAAGGUAUUAGUCUUCCAAAUAACGGUCCGACAAUUUCUCAUCUUUUAUAUGCUGACGAUUGUAUUUUUCUCGAAGAAUGGACCCAUAAUAACUUGAAGGUAGUGCUGAAACUGCUGAGGUGUUUUUAUUUUUGCGCUGGCCUCAAAAUUAAUUUGAACAAAUCUCUCCUCUUUGGCGUUGGCGUUGGAACUAAUGAAGUAAAAAGGGUGGCAGAUUCUUUUUGUUGUAAAGCUGGUGAGUUGCCGUUUGUUCACCUUGGGACCUUAAUUGGUGCGAAGAUGUAUAAGAUUAACAGUUGGAAAGCGGUGUUCGAUAUCUUCGAGUCUAGGCUUGCUUUAUGGAAAGCCUCGGUUCUCUCCAUCGGAGGUCGGUUGACCCUUGUUAAAUCGGUUCUUGAAAGUAUUCCUAAUUAUUUCCUCUCGCUUUUUAAAGCUCCGGUGGGUGUUAUAAAAGGUUUGGAAAAGAUAAUGAGAAGAUUCCUUUGA
Molecule: messenger RNA, 537 nt
Organism: Helianthus annuus (common sunflower)
Lineage: Eukaryota; Viridiplantae; Streptophyta; Magnoliopsida; Asterales; Asteraceae
Exons: 1
Coding region: 1-537 (178 amino acids)
Source: RefSeq, a predicted model, not a curated record